AGUUUUGUUCAUCACUUUUUAGGAUCCAUUUAUCAUGUCUCUGCAUGAGUUAUACUACCGCAUGGCUGAAGGGAAACUUGAUCCUAAAGAGAUUAACAACACAUGUGCUGCACCUGAUCAAUCUUCCCGACCCAAGAAUGAUUUGUUUGAGCUGGUUUGGGAAAAUGGUCAUAUUUCAGUGCAGGGUCAAUCUAGUAGAGCUAAAAAGAGCUCAACUUUAAAAAACUUGCACAGUCCUAUGGGUGAAGAUAAAGAUAAAGAAGUAGGAUACAAUAUAAAGAUGGGAAAGUAUACUGAAUUGAAAGAAAUCACAAGGCCACUCCCUUCAAGUGAAGUAGAUUUUAGUCAAGAAGAGCAAGACCUCAUUCCUUGGUUUAAUUAUGGAAUGAUCAACUCUUUGCAACAUGAAUAUAGUUCUGAUUUUCAUCAACUAUCUGGGGGCACCAUGAAUGACAUCACAACCUCAAAUAACUUUUCUUUACUAGUUAGAAGAAAUAGUUGUAAUAAGAUACACUCUUCAUGUCAUGUUUUAAGUUCAGAACAAGGGAUCCUUUCCAAGGGAUCUUCAGCUGCAGCUGGAGAAGUUGACAGUGACACUCCUAGAACUAAAGCUAGCACCACCAAUCACUUAUACCAGCCAUCAUCAAUGCAUCAAUCUCAAAGAUCAUUUGCAUCAGUUAGAUCAAGAAUAUCAGAUAUAGCUGAAAAUAAUACUAACAAUGCAACCCAGCAUGAACAAAUCCCUCUGAUUCCAUCGGCCUCAAGGGGUUUUUCUAGCUUGCAAGGUCCAGUUAUGUCUAGCAAUAGCUCCAAUAUGAUGAAUUUUUCCCAUUUUGCAAAACCCGCUGUUAUUGUCAAGGCUAAUCUUGAGAGCAUUGGCUUGACACCAAGAUCAGCGAGUGUAGGAGUGAAGAAUAAAGGUGUUGCCGCAACUGGAAGCAAUCCUACUGAAUCAACACAAGUUGAUUUAAGUGGAGAAUGUCCACAUAAAUCACCUAUACACUGUUAUCAGGUUGUUGAACCAUCCAAGUUUGAGCCAAAAUCUGCUGAGCAUGAUGCUGAUGUUUCUACAAAGUCUGAACCUUCUGGUAAAGAAGAUGUGCCUAAGAUUGAUCAAAAGUCAUAUCUAGUUGUUGGUGAAAGUGGAAGAAAAGAACAAGAAGCUCUUGAAAAAAGGGUGGAGCCAGCAGUAGUAUCUUCCUCUGUUUGCUCUGGCACUGGUGCAGAGAGAGGUUCACACCAGCCAAAUCAAAAUUUGAAGCGAAAAAGUCUAGACACUGAGGAUUUUGAGUGCCACAGUGAAGAUAUUGAGGAAGAAUCAGUUGGUGUUAAAAAGGAAGCUCCUGCCAGACGAGUUGGCUCCAAGAGAAGCCGUUCAGCUGAAGUGCAUAACCUAUCUGAAAGGAGAAGAAGAGACAGGAUCAAUGAGAAGAUGCGUGCAUUACAAGAACUCAUACCAAAUUGCAAUAAGGCGGAUAAAGCUUCAAUGCUGGAUGAGGCAAUUGAGUAUCUUAAAACACUUCAACUGCAACUUCAAAUUAUGUCAAUGGGAACUAGUUUAUACAUGCCUACUAUGAUGUUACCUGCGGGAAUGCACCACAUGCAUGCAUCACAUAUGACUCCUUUUCCACCAACGGGUAUUAGCAUGCAAAUGGGGUUGGGUUGUGGAAUGGGCAUGGCUGAUGUUAAUGAUGGAUCUUCCACAUUCCCAAUGAUUCAAGUGCCCAAAAUCCAAGCAACUCAAAUUCCGGUUGCACAUGCACUUGGAUCCAAUGCUUUAAAUGGAAUGGCUAGAUCAAAUCCUCAAGUGUUUGGGAUGACAAUGCCACAUGCUCCCAUGUUUUCUUUUUCAGGAGAACCUCUUAUGAAUAUACCAGCUCUAGGACUAAAUGCUUGUGGAACAACAGGGCUUAUGAAAGCUAUGGAUUUGGCUUCACCCUCUAGCUUAAAGGAUCCAAUGCCAACUAUGAAUUCACAUGUUGUGCAAAACACUAAUGCUUGUAACUCAACAAAUCACAUGUCCACGCAGUGUGAAGCAACAAUUGGUGGAUUUGAACACUCAACUUGUGAACUUAAUUUUGGUCAUGCCUCUUCAGCAACUGACAGAGCUGUUAAUCAUGGUUAUGAUUGAUGCAUUGACUGCGGCUAAUAACACAAAUUCUCGUAUCAUCCCAACAAGUUCAAUCUAGAGUUCAACAGAAGAUACUUGAAAGCCAUUUUGGGUCGUCACAGUAAUCAUUGGGAUCCCAAUUUUUACUACAUCGAUUUUGACGUCUUUGGACAACACUCGUAGUCUUAUACAUUCACUGUAGUGACUAACUUCUAAAGUUCUUUCUUUUUAGUACUUAGGAGAGUUAUAAAAUAUUUUAAAAAAUGAAUAAUGAAUGCUUAGAACGUUAGGUUAUAAUGUCUUAUUUUCUUUCUUUUAUUUUGAUAGGUAUUUAAAGUGAUAAAAUAUUAUUUCAGAUAAAAAAAUUAACCCUUCUUUUCCUUUCCUUCUAAACUCCAUUAUCCAAACAUACCCUUCGGUCAAUAAUUGACCAAGCCUCUUCACGUUUUUGUGUUCUACAGUGUAUUUUAUAUUUUGUACAUUAAAAGUAAGUAUGGGCUGUUCAUACUGUUCUUUUUAUCACUUAUGUUGCUGUAUUUCUUAGUGGGUUUAUACCGUGUUUUCAUGAAUCAUAAAGUGAUGUUGAUUUG
Messenger RNA from Abrus precatorius (Indian licorice), 2700 nucleotides. Its product is annotated as transcription factor PIF3-like. The transcript has 8 exons. Lineage: Eukaryota; Viridiplantae; Streptophyta; Magnoliopsida; Fabales; Fabaceae. Gene Ontology annotation, molecular function: DNA-binding transcription factor activity; protein dimerization activity. Gene Ontology annotation, biological process: regulation of DNA-templated transcription. The record is from RefSeq and is a predicted model, not a curated record. Bases 35 to 2131 code for a protein of 698 amino acids.